AAGGGGCGGCGGCUGGUUUGUGGGCGCUCGUGGGAGGGGGCUUCUGGCGUUGCCAGGCGGCUCUGCUUCUAAGCUUGAAGAUUCCAGGCCUCGUAGACCCUUAUAGAGGCGGCGCACGCUGGGGGCCACAGUGGGCACGCAGAGAGCCAGCCACAGACUAAAGUGAUUUUAUUCUGUUGCCUGUCCAUAUUGGUCUUAAGUCCAUCAAAAUAUGAUGCCCUUUGACAUUGUUUCAGUAAAAGAAAAAAAGUAGAAGACCUGGCUGGUGUAGCUCAGUGGAUUGAACACGGGCCUGCGAACCAAAAGAUCUGUCUGAUGUGGUCUCACAUCUGAAACAUGGCUACAGAUUGGCUGGGCAGUAUUGUGUCCAUCAACUGUGGGGACAGCUUGGGUGUCUAUCAGGGACGAGUGUCGGCAGUGGAUCAGGUCAGCCAGACCAUUUCUCUCACCCGGCCUUUCCACAAUGGAGUGAAGUGCCUUGUGCCAGAAGUCACCUUCAGGGCAGGUGACAUUAUGGAAUUAAAAAUUCUGGAGAUACCAGGUCCUGGAGAAAACCAACAUUUUGGAGACCUUCAGACAGAUUUAGGCUCCUCUGGUGUUGGGUACCAAAUGGGUAUCAAUCAGAAUGGCAUGGGCAGGUUGGUCAAGAAGCCAGCCCCUUCCAGCACUGCCCCGCAGAACAUCCCGAAGAGGACCGAUGUGAAGAGCCACGAUGCUGCCGUCUCCCCGCAGCAGCAGUGCUCCAGGAGCUGUGUGGAUAGGCACGCAGAGCCCUUGAGUCAGUCCAGAAGUUUUCGUCGUCGGCACAACUCUUGGUCAUCUAGUAGCAGGCAUCCAAAUCAGGCAACUCCAAAGAAAAGUGGUUUAAAGAAUGGCCAAAUGAAGAAUAAAGAUGACGAGUGCUUCGGGGACGAUAUUGAAGAGAUCCCAGACACAGAUUUUGAUUUCGAAGGGAACCUAGCCCUGUUUGACAAGGCAGCUGUGUUUGAGGAGAUUGACACCUAUGAGAGGAGAAGUGGUACCCGUUCCCGGGGCAUCCCAAAUGAAAGGCCUGCUCGGUACCGCCACGAUGAGAACAUCCUGGAGUCAGAGCCCAUUGUCUACCGACGGAUCACAGUGCCCCACAAUGUGAGCAAGGAGUUCUGCACGGACUCUGGCCUGGUUGUCCCAAGUGUCUCCUAUGAGCUACAUAAAAAGCUGCUCUCUGUGGCUGAAAAGCAUGGGCUGACUUUGGAGCGGAGACUGGAGAUGACAGGUGUGUGUGCCAGUCAGAUGGCACUGACUCUGCUCGGAGGACCCAACAGGUUGAAUCCAAAAAAUGUCCACCAGAGGCCUACCGUGGCUUUGCUUUGUGGGCCCCAUGUGAAGGGGGCUCAGGGUAUCAGCUGUGGGAGACAUCUAGCCAACCAUGACGUCCAGGUCAUCCUCUUCCUGCCCAACUUUGUCAAGAUGCUAGAGUCCAUCACCAAUGAGCUGUCUCUCUUCAGCAAGACCCAAGGCCAACAAGUGUCCAGUCUCAAAGAUCUGCCCACUAGCCCUGUGGACCUGGUGAUCAACUGUCUGGAUUGUCCCGAGAAUGCCUUCCUGCGGGAUCAGCCCUGGUACAAGGCAGCCGUGGCAUGGGCCAACCAGAACCGGGCCCCAGUACUCAGCAUAGAUCCUCCUGUGCAUGAAGUUGAACAGGGCAUCGACGCCAAGUGGUCACUGGCUCUGGGCCUGCCUCUGCCGCUGGGAGAGCACGCAGGCCGCGUCUACUUGUGCGACAUUGGCAUUCCCCAGCAGGUAUUCCACGAGGUGGGGAUCAACUACCACUCACCCUUUGGCUGCAAGUUUGUCAUCCCACUGCACUCUGCCUAGAGGGGCUCUGGACAGGCUGGACCCUGUAGUCCCCUGCUGCUCCUGACACUGAACUUGACAACGAACGCCUUAAGGAUGUGAAGCUUCAUGGACCUUGUUAAAUCUUUUCUUGUUUGGGUUUAUUUUGUGAGAGAACAAAUCAUAUUUAAAGCUGAACUGUCACCUGCUCUUCACCAGGAAAGGCUUUCCCACUGGGUGUGUGAGACAGGUGGCAGGCUGAGCGCUCAGUGGCUCCAGGCAUCUCUACACUCGACCCCCUGCGUGGGGUUUUGUUUACAGACGUAGGCAGCUCACAAACUGUGUGUCAGGUUUACAGCCACUGGGCCUGGGCAGGCGCCUUGCAGAGUGGGGCAGGGCCUGUUUGGGGAUGUGUACUUGCUACUUCAGUGCUGGUGGCUUUGUGUCCCCCUCCUCUGAUCACACACAACUGGCUGUGCUGCAGCUGUCCACCAGAGGGCAGACUUGCACUCCCCAUUCCUUUUGAGGGCUGUGGGGCCUCCCCUUGACCCUUGAUUCGGAGGCUUUGACCGUUUCUCUUGAGCUGAUCCAAGUUUAAUGUUGGGAUUCUUUCCCAGGGUCCUUCCUCCUUUCUACAGCACUCUGAGAGACAGGGAAGGGGGUGGCAUCGGGAUGGUUUUACCGUACUGGGGCUUUACAUUAUGUUUGUCUUCAGCCCAGGUAGUAUGGUUGUCACUAUAGAACCACAGUGCCCAUCUUGCCAGCAGUGUUCCCCAACCCCACACCCUCUCUAGCUGGGGCUUGAGCCUGUUCUUAGUCUGGGACCAGCCCCCUCAGGCUGCAGCUUUAAUGUUCAGUAUUGGGGAGGCUGGGGGGCCUGGUGCUGAGCCACAAGAAGCUCCCCGGUGCUUCUGUCCUAGGCCGCCCCUCCCCCCACCUUGCCUGCACAUACACACCCACACUGUUUUGCUCCCUCUGCCCUCUGGAAUGGUCGGUCCUCUGUAGCUGCACAUCCCUCCCUUGUCUGAAUCCUUUGUGGUUGUCCACUCUACAUGAGUAGGCUUGGGGCCACCGCCCUAUCUCAGAGAUGCCAAAAUGCGGUUAGUUCUGGAUGAGCUAGCUGGUGGGGCUCAGCCGUAGGAACACACUGCUGCUCAGCUCUAAGGCACUAAGCCCCUGGACCUUGUCGGCCUAGGCCCUGGGAGCUGGUAGAAUAGGAGCCAUGCCCUGGAGUUCCUGGCAGCUGCCCUUGCAGACUUGUGAUCUAAAGCCUUUCUCAGGGCUCCAGGUUUCCUUCUGCUCUGUGCCUAUGUACUCUGGUUAAAGGGGUGAGUGGGAAGGCUCACCAUGGGUUGUGGCCUAGGGGUACGAAUCACUUUCCUUACAGGAGUGUGGCCAGAACAGGAGGCAGGGCAGAGGGGGCUGGUCCCUCUUUUCCUCCUAUCCCGCAGUUUGUCUCCAGCAGUGGGAGGAGACCAGACAGUUACCCUGUGCUGUGUCCUCCCUGAGCCUCUGCUCACUCUCAGGGCCCAGCAGCUACCAGGAUGGGGCCCUUACUCUAGGGGCAGGGCCAUAGUGGUGCUGGAUUCCAGGGUUUUUAGUGAGCAGCCAGUCAACAGGUUCUUGGCUGCCUAUUAGUGUGCAUAGGUUCCUUGAGUGGGUACAGUGGAAAACAAGCUAGAAGAACCCUGGCCCCAAAGACUACCCACUCUAGUAAGUUGUGGUGGCCCUGCAGGUGGGGGGUGGGGGGUGAUGGCCUCGAGGAACCACUAGUAAUUUGCCCACAUUCUUUUCUUCUUCCCUGGUGGCACUGGAGCCUCCUUGUGCCCUUAGCCUGGGCCUUUCCCAGGGGUACUAUAGAUAAGCAUGAUUCCUCUGUCCUUGGCUUUUUUCAGAGGCAUCCUGCCUGCCAUGCCCAGUCUCUGAGGGGUCCCAGUCAUGUGGUCAAGAGGAUCACUCAUGCACCUCUUGGGGAACUAAAAACCAGCAGUAAAAUAAAGCUCAAUGACAGAG
This is a messenger RNA of Artibeus jamaicensis (Jamaican fruit-eating bat), 3828 nucleotides long. It is a transcript of the gene EDC3, whose product is annotated as enhancer of mRNA decapping 3. NCBI's taxonomy places the organism in Eukaryota, Metazoa, Chordata, Mammalia, Chiroptera, Phyllostomidae. The transcript is spliced from 9 exons. The coding region runs from base 337 to 1857 and encodes 506 amino acids. The record is from RefSeq and is a predicted model, not a curated record. Gene Ontology annotation, biological process: P-body assembly; deadenylation-independent decapping of nuclear-transcribed mRNA. Gene Ontology annotation, cellular component: P-body. Gene Ontology annotation, molecular function: mRNA binding.